AGGUUGGAGACUCUGGCUGCCUUCUUGGUCUUGGAGACCCUGGCUGCCCUCUUGGUAUUAUGUCUGCACUUCGAAGGAAAUUUGGGGACGAUUAUCAAGUAGUGACCACCUCGUCCAGCGGGUCGGGCUUCCACCAGCAGCAGGGCUCGGCCCACAAGAAAAAGCGCCAGAGGUUUGUGGACAAGAAUGGUAGGUGUAACGUGCAGCAUGGCAACCUGGGCAGCGAGACGAGCCGCUAUCUGUCGGACUUGUUCACCACCUUGGUGGACCUCAAGUGGCGCUGGAACCUUUUCAUCUUUAUCCUCACCUACACUGUGGCCUGGCUUUUCAUGGCCUCCAUGUGGUGGGUCAUUGCCUACAUACGGGGUGACUUGAACAAAGCCCACGAUGAGAAAUAUACCCCGUGUGUUGCCAACGUCUAUAACUUCCCCUCUGCCUUCCUCUUCUUCAUAGAGACAGAGGCUACUAUUGGGUAUGGCUACAGAUACAUUACAGACAAAUGCCCGGAGGGAAUCAUCCUCUUUCUUUUCCAGUCCAUCUUGGGCUCCAUUGUGGAUGCUUUUCUUAUAGGCUGUAUGUUUAUCAAGAUGUCCCAACCUAAAAAACGGGCGGAGACACUGAUGUUCAGUGAACAUGCUGCCAUAUCCAUGAGGGAUGGCAAACUUACCCUCAUGUUCAGGGUGGGCAACCUUCGCAACAGCCACAUGGUUUCUGCACAGAUCCGCUGCAAACUUCUCAAAUCUCGGCAAACUCCUGAAGGUGAAUUUCUACCCCUCGAUCAACUUGAACUGGAUGUAGGUUUUAGCACAGGGGCGGAUCAACUUUUUCUUGUAUCGCCACUUACAAUCUGCCAUGUGAUCGAUUCAAAAAGCCCCUUCUAUGACCUUUCUCAGCGAAGCAUGCAAACUGAACAGUUUGAAAUUGUUGUCAUCCUAGAGGGCAUUGUGGAAACAACUGGAAUGACUUGUCAAGCCAGAACAUCAUACACAGAAGAUGAAGUUCUCUGGGGUCAUCGCUUUUUCCCUGUUAUUUCCUUAGAGGAAGGCUUUUUCAAAGUAGACUACUCCCAGUUCCAUGCCACCUUUGAAGUUCCUACUCCACCUUACAGUGUGAAAGAACAGGAAGAAAUGCUGCUUAUGUCCUCCCCUCUAAUAGCACCAGCUGUAGGUAACAGUAAAGAAAGGAAUAAUUCUAUAGAAUGUCUCGAUGGCCUUGAUGACAUUGGUACAAAGAUACCCUCCAAACUACAGAAAAUGACUGGAAGGGAAGACUUUCCUAAAAAACUGUUGAGAAUGAGUUCUACUACUUCAGAAAAAGCCUACAGCAUGGGGGACCUCCCCAUGAAACUUCAGCGAAUAAGCUCUGUCCCUGGAAACUCAGAGGAGAAACUGAUAUCUAAGACCACAAAAAUGUUAUCAGACCCUAUGAGCCAAUCUAUGGCAGACUUGCCACCAAAACUUCAAAGGUUAUCCGGAGGAGGAGGAGGAGGAGGCAGAAUGGAUGGAAACCUUCCCCCCAAGCUGAGAAAAAUGAAUUCCGAUCGGUUUACAUAACAGGAACAAACUUUUUAGGCAUUACUUGAAUGGCCAUUAUCUCUAACUGGGGCAGAAAAGUAAACACAUUGAAAUAAUAUUUGGUGACUGGGUUUCUUUACAGCUACAUGUACUCUGGGAUAAUACUCUCCCUUUUUAAGGACUACAAUAAGAGAUCUGAAGUUCAGCUUAGGGUCACUUCGAAAGCUAAUAAGCUAAUACUAUUUGGCAUGUAGUAUCAUCACAAGCAUGCAAUAAUAGUGUGCAAAUUUUGCAUAUAGUUUUAUGGCAUGGUUCUUAUUAUAUUUAUACUGUAUAUUCUGGGAAAAAUGUAAAUGGAGGGUUAAUUCUCCUAUAUUUCUUAAGCUUUGAUUAAUAAGUACAAACAAAAGUGAGCUACUAACAGGGCAGAUUAUAAUUUGUAAGGACACAGAAUCCAGCAAAAGAUGAACAUUUCAGGCAUGAGCAUGUGCCCAUUGCAUCCUCCAUUUCCUUCAGAAAGAUGGGGAGUUUUCCGCUGAAACAUCUCCCGCUCACUCAGUAGCAGCCGCGGCAGCUCUCAUGAGGGUAAGGAAACGUGCAGGAGAAGACUAUACAUAAAUAAGAAACUGAAUCAGAUCUUUGGUUAAUCUUUAAAUACAUAUUUAAUUACUUUCCAGUCAAUACAGUUAAGUGUGUAUGUUGGCUGAAUCAUGCCCAUUUUUUUUCCUGAUGUAAAUUGUGUUGUUUUUCUUCAGACAGUUACGGUGCAUGUUUUCUUUGUUCAAAUAAGGCUACAGCUAUUAAGAAUUCUGAACACCAAAACUUUUAACCCUUUAAGCUUUUUUUUUUUUUGCUUUAACACUUUCCCCAGUUUAUUUUGCUAUAUGGAUACUCUAUUUUUUCUUUACAAAAAAAGUCAAUUCUGGUUAGAAGCAGGCAAAAUACAUGGCAGGCAGAGUUCUAUUUUAGGCAGAGGUCAUAAAAUCAAGAAAGUUAUUGUGAUACAUAGUUGUUUCAUUUUCAUUAAAAUAAGUAUGAAAUAAACUUCGACAUGGAAAUAUUUUCUUGACUUCUUACACUAAUGGCUUACUCUGAUUUUUCAUGCAUCAAGUAAAUUCCUUUCUUCAUAUUGACUCUUUAUAUCCAUAUUCAUCCUACAGUAAAGUUAGAUUCAGAUAACCCAGGGCCUCAAAAGCUUACUGUGAAAGUUGUGUAAUCCCUCGUGAAGUGCUUUUUGUAAAUCUGUAAGCACAGAUAGGUUCAGAGCUAUUCUUAACUUCUUAGAAAUCAAAAACCUCUGGAGUAGUCAUCUCAGCAGUUAUUAUAAGGUUCCUGAUUAUUGGAAAUUAACUUGCAGAUUAUUUUAUGACAAUAGCAUUUGUUCGGGUCUGCAGCUUCAUUAAUGAAAAGAUUUUUUUUUUCUCCACAGUACAAGCAGCCUAAUCAUCAAUGCACUCUUGCCUAAGUCCUCCUUAGCCGUAAGAAGGUGAAUAAAGAUAAUUUAUAACAGUACCUACUAUGCACUAU
Molecule: messenger RNA, 3041 nt
Organism: Pseudonaja textilis
Lineage: Eukaryota; Metazoa; Chordata; Lepidosauria; Squamata; Elapidae
Gene: KCNJ3
Product: potassium inwardly rectifying channel subfamily J member 3
Biological process (GO): potassium ion import across plasma membrane; regulation of monoatomic ion transmembrane transport
Cellular component (GO): plasma membrane
Molecular function (GO): G-protein activated inward rectifier potassium channel activity
Source: RefSeq, a predicted model, not a curated record